AUGCAUCCGAUCGUGCACCAUCCUGUUGUGACCAAAAUAUCAGAGCUUUUUGGCAAUGGAGACUUUGAAUCUCAGCUGGGUUCUGCUCUCAGUCCACUUGGGCCGGGUGAUCGUGUCUGCGUACGUAUUGACGCGGUGAUUUGCGUCACGAAUACAUUCAGCUCGAAUGCAGCUGCUGAUGAUGGCAUGUCGCUGUCACUCGGAUGGUUGACCGUGGAAAACAAGCAACCCUUGACGAUAACACCGAGACAGGCCGCACUGCUGAGGUCUUCACUAUCACCGGACUCUCCUUCGCAACCGGGCUGUGAUGGCGGCCCAGUGACUCCUCAGUCCAUAUCCAACGAGUAUCACAAUCCGAGGCGCAAGACUGUCAGUGGGCUUCGGCUGUCAAAUCCAUCAGCUUUGUCGGCGACGAAAGAAAAGCCAGAGUCGGAUAGUGACACAAAUGCGGGACCUGGUUCACAACCAUACGACGUGAGGAUUCAACCUUCCGUUCGUCAGUUCCACAGCGACGCCCGCUUCCCUCAGCGCAAGAGAUCUACGAAGGAUGGAAGCGCACCUCCGUUGCAACCGUCUUCUAUAGAUAAAUUUAUCUUGGGCAUUUGGAUGCAAGUACAUUCGCCAAUCACUUUGAGUGUAUCAUUCCCGGACCGCAGACCCGGAAUCAAUGUCGGGACUGGUGUCAGUCGAGAAGUCUUUCGAGUGAUCAGCAGUCUGUGCAAAGAAUAUAAUAACCAAAGCAGGUCCUCACGGGCUCUAGAAAUGGUGGUCCAGGCCCAUUGGGUGGAAUGCUACGAAGCCCGAAUCGCCUCCAUUCUUCUUGAACAUCCAAGCUGUACGAAAUCUGAGGCUCGAAUCAUGGCGCUGAAAGAAGCCUGCAGCACCUUGGGCUGGCAGGAGAAGGAACUCCGGAACCGACUGAUUGGCUUCAACGAUGGAUUGGCUGCUCGCUUGCGUAGCAAUGCGUCGAGUCUCGAAGUUGCCGCCGAUACGCUGCACCCUGGAUGGCGGGAUCUUCUCCGAAUCAUUGAUCAGAACGAGCAACCUCGAUAUUCUGGUCACCCCCACGAAUGGGUCAUGGUCGAUAGCGGACCUGCAUUGCCGCUCAAAAACACAUACUCUCAUCUUUCGUCGCCUGCCGAGUUCCAGUUCGAGUUUGUGAACGACUGUGUGAUUGACCAGACCGUCUUCGGGGCAGAGGACCCUCGCCGUGAGCCCGGUAUCGAUCCAGAUUUCUGCCAAAUAUGCAAGGAACAGCAGGCUGAUGACAUGGCUUCCAAUCACUGUUCCUGCUUCCCGACAUUAUUUGGGAGUGUCCGGUACCCUCCGCCGGUCCAGAUAUUCCACACUGCGAGUGGGAAGAACAACGGGGUGGUCGCCCGCUGUCACUUUGAAAGAGGCACGGCUAUUGCUGAGUUUGUCGGAUUCAUUACUCGCGGGAUUGACGGGGUAGACGUGAUGGUGGGUGGCAACGCCGAACGACCGUACCAGAUCUUUCAGGGAAAGAUGGGCAAUUUCACACGGUUCAUCAAUCACUCUUGUCGCCCCAACAGUCAGUUCCAGAGGUUUUACUGGCGUGGAACAGAACGUGUGCUGGUCGUCUCUCGCGGAGUUUCAGCUGGCAGCGAAAUCACGGUUGACUAUUCGGAUCUUUACUGGAGAAAGCUGAGAAAGAACUGCCUGUGUGGGGAGCCAGGUUGCCGCUAUGCUCAUCAGGCGGACCAAGGCUAG
Messenger RNA from Penicillium diatomitis, 1731 nucleotides. Its product is annotated as SET domain-containing protein. The transcript is spliced from 7 exons. NCBI's taxonomy places the organism in Eukaryota, Fungi, Ascomycota, Eurotiomycetes, Eurotiales, Aspergillaceae. Gene Ontology annotation, molecular function: protein binding. The record is from RefSeq and is a predicted model, not a curated record. The coding region runs from base 1 to 1731 and encodes 576 amino acids.